UUAAGAGGACAAGGUUUUAUCUCUAAAAUAAAUUCAGCAUGUAGAAUGCCCUUAAUAUAUUUUCAGGAUACAGUUAAACUGAGAUGACUUUCUUCAUGGCUGAGGAUGGACUCCCUCCGGAAUUGGACCAGCAUUUACUUGAGUGUCCAAUCUGCUUGGAACGAUUUCAGGAGCCCAAGUCCUUACCCUGUCACCACUCUUUCUGUCAGGAUUGUCUUGGAACCUAUAUCACCAAGGAAUUGUCCGAGAAAAUUGCGUCGGCAACAUCCUUCCCUUGUCCGGUCUGUAGGAGGAUGACCUCGCCAGUCAAUCGAGCAGAAUCUAUGGACAAAUGGGCAGCACAGAUCCGAGAUAUCACCAUGUCUGAAGUAAUACAACAAAACAAGGAAAAAUCUGUUCCUCGAUGUGACACGCACGACAAAAAGUUGAGUUUGUUUUGUGAAAGCCACAGGCUUCUGGGAUGCAACAUAUGUAUAAUAAAAGAGCACAGGCUUUGUGAAAAAGUAAAAACAGCGACAGAAUAUUACAAUGAACUAAAAGCAGCAACGCGAUUUGCAGUCAUCCAAGUGGCAUUGAAAGAAGGGAAAAAAGCCAUGGAAUUAUUAAUCAAGGAAUUUGACGAACAGCUGAAAACUAUGGUAAAUAACCAAGAAACUGUUGUACAGAGCGUUGAAGAUACACGCGAAAGAGUCGAUAGACGCCUAGAUAAGCUUCAAAGGGCCCUCACAGACGAGUUGGCCAGGCUGUUUAAUGAAGAAAAGAGGAAUAUCGAGACCACAUCACGGCAGUGUGAACGUCUGAUGAAGAGUAUGCUUAAUACUAUGAAGUCGUCCAUUAAAGCUGUAAAAGAAAACGACAACAUUGAGACGAUAGUGCUGUAUCAGAGAGGACGGGCAGAAGUAGAGUCGUUUGAAGCCUUGUUCACAGAGAUAAGCAAGUCCUUCACGUCCGUCAGUAUGAAACAUGGAAUCGUUCCAGACCUCGUAGAUAACGCUUUUGGAAAGGUUGUUAUUGAGAAGCAAACUUAUUCUCUCAUGUUGGGACGUCGCGCGAAACGUUUUGAAAAAGUCUACAUACAGACGCCGUCGGAUUCAGUAGUUAGUAAUGCGCGUGGUGUGCUGUUUCUUCAGGAUGACCAAAUACUGAUAAGUGAGAGCAACAACAAAAAGAUGAAACUGUUUACUGACAACGGACAGUUCCUGGAUGAGUUGGUAGUGGAAGGAGAUCCCUGUGAUGUGUGUCUGGUGGACAACCACACAGUGGCUGCCUCUGUCUACAGUCCUGGUGGUGUACACAUCGUGAAAGUCGAGGACUCAAAACUUUUACUGUCGUCUGAGAUCAACAUGCCAAUUGGAAAACACUGCUAUGGCAUAACACACACAAACGGGACGUAGUAAUGGCGUAGUAAUAAAUGUGUAGUAAUAUUUCAAGCAACUUAAUCUAGGCGUUGUUCGACAAGGUGUGUUUUCACAGACGAAUAUCAAUGUUGAAGUUUUAAAUAACAUGAAAACUCCGCGAUAAAACAGACAUUUUAGAUAUAACAUAACUGUCAGCUUUUGGAUGUCACAUCUCACACACGCACGGACAUGACCAGCUGCAUUGAGCGUCGACUAAACGGCCGAACCUGCUGAUGAGUACAACACAAUUUUCAUUUGGUUGUGUGGCACUCACUUGUGUCAUAAGCUCUCCCGUGGACCACUUCAUUUCUCCACUUGCUGUUUUGUAUCCAUCAAUCCACCAGAAUAAGUCACCUUAAACAGAACAAGGAGUGUGUUACAUGUAUCAUUUAAUUCAAAGACAUCUAAGUACUUUGCUCGAGUUUUGGUCGUGACGCCAUAGAGAUAAACUAACUGUUAUUAAUUACUGUGAAAUCACUCAUUUUCGUGAGCCUUUUUUUUAAUUCCGUUUACGUCGUUUGUCAUCUUCAUUCAUAAAUUCAUAGGUCUAUAAGUAAUAACAAGUUUGGUACAAAUCGAUUAUCCGUUUGAGUGGGUACUCGUAAUCCAGGAAUUCUUGUACCAAAGAAAUGAUAGUUUUUGGGAAAACCAUGAAACUUUGCCCCACGAAAAUAUCUGAUAUUACAGUAUAAUGCACCGAUGAUAGAUAUAAUUACGCUAUUCAACGAUUGGUCCUUUGGCUUUAGAGAUCACGUCCCUUUUCUCAUUCGGCAGUAAUCUUUUAAAACAUCUGGAAGCAUCGGAGAUUUUGAAUGUAAUAUACCCUCCUACUACUUGCCCACUUACGCUACCUUACGCAUUUUUGAUAUAAGGGGUGAUGGGCAUUCCUUUGGUAACCACACUAAGGCUAGCUGACUUAUUGUUUUGUUCCAUAUCGUGUAGUAGUUUCUUUGA
Messenger RNA from Mizuhopecten yessoensis (Yesso scallop), 2351 nucleotides. RefSeq names its product tripartite motif-containing protein 5-like. NCBI's taxonomy places the organism in Eukaryota, Metazoa, Mollusca, Bivalvia, Pectinida, Pectinidae. Bases 84 to 1394 code for a protein of 436 amino acids. The record is from RefSeq and is a predicted model, not a curated record. The transcript has a single exon.